AUCCUAAUAUAACAGUGUUGUCAUGUUACCGGAAAUGAAUUGUUUCUUCUAUGAUUUCCAUUGGACGAUUGAGCUGUUUACUCGUGUGAGUUUCUUAUCGUGUACUUAUCUUCAGAGGUUUUAUAAUCCCGGGUGUUGUUUGCCGGCUCGCGUAGUUGCCAGUAGUUGCUUUCGGAGUUUUAUAAUGUUAACAGCUGGAAGAAGAGUAUGCGGCGUAGUACUGAAAGCAAUCGUGAUUCCUGAGGAAAUUGAUGCAUACGCAUUCUGAUUGCGCAUGCGUAUAAACAGGCUCCUCCGAUACUAGCGGCUCAUAUUCCGAACUAAAAUCCGGAAUCCCAAACGGCACUUCCAUUUCCGCUGAGUGCCCAGACUGGCCUAGACCUGAAAAUAAGACCAUGGAGCCACGUGUUUUGAGAAAGAAGAAAAUUAACAAAAUAAUUAAAAAUGUUAAGGACAUAAAGUCACCUAAGGAUCAUGAAGAAGAAGUUAAAAAAGUUGCUAUACGGAAACCCGUUGCCGCUAAGAAAAAAAAGAAGCUACAGAUUGAAGAAGAUGUUGCAGAACCAGUAGUGGCACACAAUGAAGAUGUAGGAGAUAUUACUCAACUGAAGUUGGAUAAAAAACAAAUCCAUGAUGCAAUAAAGGCUGUGUUUGCAUUGGUAAAAAAACGUGCUGUAGAGAGUGCAACUUUGUUUAAGGCAGACCAUGAACCUAUUUUCAUGCAAAUAAAUUGCAUACGGAUACCACAAGUGGCAACAAGACAACUCAGGAUAUUGUUGCCACAUAAAUUAAUUACAAACAUGGAUGAUGUGGCACUUUUUGUAAAAGAUCUUGAAAGAGGUCGUAAAAGGGAUUUUGAAACAACAAUAAAUCACUACAAAGAUAUGCUUGACGAACAUGGAUGUAAAACAAUUCUGACUGUAAUUCCAAUGUUACAAUUGAAGACAGAAUUUCGGCAAUUUGAAAUGAGAAGGAAACUACUUUCCAUGUAUGACUAUUUCCUCACAGAUGGCAGAAUUGCCGGGCACGUGGCAAAACUUCUUGGCCGAAAAUUCAGCACGAAAGGCAAGCUGCCAACCUCCAUAAGAAUCGACAGCAAAAAUCUUAUGGAUGAAAUUGAUUAUGCCCUACGAAAAACUUCUAUGCAAUUGCAUUCUUUAGGCAAUAUGCAUAUUGUUAAAGUGGGGCACACAGAAAUGACUAAGAAACAAGUUUUUGAAAACAUUCUGGCUGUUUGCAAGAAAUUGGCAAAAAGCUAUCCUGGGGGUUGGGAUAAUAUUCGAUCUCUAAGUAUUAAAACUGGACGUUCUUUGGCAAUCCCCAUCUAUGUUACCCUGAAAAGUAUCAGUCAAGUUGAAGUACCUGUUGUACCUUCGAAGAGGCCAAAGGCCUACAAACCAAUUACUGGUGAACUUACGACCUUCACUGGAAAAGUUGCUGUCACAUUGGAACCUGAUGGUGAUAUUACUGUCAAGAGAAAACACAGUUCUCUUGAAAAGACUUUAGAGAAGAGUGAAGACGCUAAUGAGAAUGAUGUUAUUACGAAAAAGAAAAUCAAGAAAUAAACACUAAUGGCGC
Messenger RNA from Cephus cinctus (wheat stem sawfly), 1578 nucleotides. Its product is annotated as ribosomal L1 domain-containing protein CG13096. The record is from RefSeq and is a predicted model, not a curated record. The coding region runs from base 396 to 1565 and encodes 389 amino acids. The transcript is spliced from 5 exons. Lineage: Eukaryota; Metazoa; Arthropoda; Insecta; Hymenoptera; Cephidae.